Messenger RNA from Diorhabda carinulata, 4210 nucleotides. RefSeq lists its product as uncharacterized. Gene Ontology annotation, cellular component: nuclear membrane; rough endoplasmic reticulum membrane. NCBI's taxonomy places the organism in Eukaryota, Metazoa, Arthropoda, Insecta, Coleoptera, Chrysomelidae. Gene Ontology annotation, molecular function: microtubule binding. The coding region runs from base 317 to 2482 and encodes 721 amino acids. Gene Ontology annotation, biological process: neuronal signal transduction; chemotaxis. The record is from RefSeq and is a predicted model, not a curated record. The transcript is spliced from 4 exons.
AAUAAACGAUCAUAAAUGUCAUUACAUCAUUGUGUUUAGGUUACGUUCGUUUUUAAUACAUCUGAGGUAUUUAUUAUGUAUUUAAUCUAUGUAAUCUAGUCACAUUUUUGAUAUCAGCAUCAGUUACAUUCUGUGAUAAAUUAAUGUGUGAAGUGUGUGCGUAGUUUUUUAAGUGAAAAAAGCGUCUGAAUGUUUGGUGAAGGUUGAAAAAAAAAUGUUUAGAACAUAACAUAUGCAUACAUUCAACAAUAUGUAAAGUGAUAGGAAUCGAGUUCGUAAUUAGUUCACGGUAAAAAAAUAAAAAAAAAAAGCAAAAAUGGAAUGUGUAUCGAGUGUUGACAAUGUGCCACAAUGGAAAAAAGAUUUAAUCGCUAGACUGAGAAAUCAAAAUAAAUCAUCCUCCGGCAACGUUAACAGAGACCAUCACUCUACCCCCCAUCACUCGUUGGCUCAUCGAACGGUACUUCAACCUAACCUAACCUCCAAGAAUGAAUCAGUAGCUUCCAGUGGUUCGUCGAGUAAUAAUAUACCCGAACAGUGUAAUGUGAAAAAGAAAAUGGUGCAAGAACGAGCUUGGGCUGAUAAAAAGUCCGAUAAAUUCGAGGAAAUGGUCGCAAAUAAUGGUUACCAUAAAGAAAGUGAUUCGGAUUCGUCGGAGGAAUUACAUUAUGGGCCCGGGAUAGUGAACAAAUUAAAAAAUAAAUAUUUAAGUUUGGCUUUAAGAGAGAGUAAUAGUAGACCGAGUAUUUUACAUAUGCGGAAAGCUACUUCGUUGGAAAACCUCCUCGACGACGACGACGGAGGCGGCGAUCAAGAUUAUAAGUCUCGAUUUAACGGAAUCGGAAAUAUAUCAAAUAAAUAUAAAAACAAUUAUAGACGUAACGAGAUGAAACGAGCUAGAUCAGUGGAAACAAUUUCGCGUUUAGACAACCAAACAAAUAACUCGAUAACGAAUCGUCAAUCUUUACACGAAGAAACUUUUAUCGCGGUUCAAAAGGAAGGAAAUGACUAUCCCAGUAAAAAAAUACAAGAUAACGUACAAGAGAAUAAAUUUAGUCAUAGAAUAAACAGACCCAAACGCCUAUUACCGAUAAUGAACGAAAAAGAAAAGCCCCCCGUGGAUUUCGUGAAACAAGCCAAGAUGAUUUUCGAAAAAAGACCGGAACAACGUACGAGGGCGCCUCCCCAAACAGGUGACGUAGCCGCCAAAGUGGACAGUUUCAAUAAUAUAAUAGUUAAAAAAAAAGUGGAAGCUAAAGUGAAUAAAAAAACUCAAAUAAAAUCGGUUAAAUAUAAUUUGUACGAUAAAAAAGUGCCUAACAGUGAUACAGGUUUGCUCAGUCCUAUACCGGACGUCUCGAAAAUCGUUCCGAUCGAAACGGAACGUUGUAAAUCGUUGACGAAUCUAUCGGAAACGCCCGAUUUAAUAUUAACCUCUAGUCCUUUAUCUUCUUUACCCAACGAAGAAAAUAUAAUUCCUAAAAAACUUACGAGUCCUUUACUAAGUCCUAAUAGAAUAAAACCCGCAAGUCCUCUGAUUAGUCCUAGUAGAUUCAGUCCGAAAUUAACGUACGAGGGUGCUUUCGAUUUUACCAAAAAAGUGUCUUCGACUCCUAUUAACGAAAACGUAUCGGAUAUCAAAGUGCCGACUUCGCAACAAUUAGAAAUAGACGUUAACGGUUACGUGGAUACGAGUUAUUCGGAUGUUAAAGUUUUGCAAACGAAAAAAUCGCCGCCGUACGUCGAAAAAAAAAUCGAAAAAGAUUUAAACGCGACGGAAAUUGAAAAAAAUACGAUUAAUACGGCUAAAAACAAGUCUAGUGAGAGUGUCGAAGUGGUUAAUAGGAACGUAGUACCCAAAAAGCAAACGAGACCUAAAGAACCGGUCUCGAAUACGGCCGUUUUUAAUUUUACGUCCAGUAAAAGGGACGUGCCCGAUUAUAUAUCCAAUGAUAAAUCGCGUCUACCUGGUAAACCUGAACUACCCAAGCCCGGUGAAGGGGGUAUCAUCUUUAUACCGGGUGCGACGAUCCUGGAAUCUUUCACGGACGAAGACGAAGAAAUUUUACGAUCUUUGGAAGGUCCUCCUAGUCCUUGUGACGUAACAUUCAUUAACGACAAUAUCCUUAUAGAUGGAAAAUCUAGUAUGUGUCAGAAAUCGAAAAGGUCGAAGAUGAAAAUAUCGUUCGUAGAGGCAGGUCCGGAUAUCUACGAAUAUCCUUCCGAAACGUCGUUAAUGGUGGACGAGAAUCCGGUAGUAUCCCCCGCCCAAGUAGGACAUUCCAUUCCUAAUCUAAGCGGUUCUUCUCUUGCCACGUAUACGCCGAAAAGUAGUACGGAAAGUUUUCAACCGGGCGUUACGAGAAGUACCCCGGUUCCAUCGGUUAAGCCCGUCGAAACGGCAAGCGACGAACCGAAUUUCGAACUCGACGAAGUCGAUAAACCGUUCAGCUCGGGUAAUACCACAGACAUACUAUUCUGAAAAAAUUCCAACAGGUAUUUGAAACUAUCACAUAUUUUUUUUUUUUUUUGAGAUAUUUACAAUUGUAAUUUUUUAUAUUUUAUAUAUAUUUUUACUCCUUUAUAUUCCAUAUUUUUCACAAGUUUAGGGGAGUAAGUAUUUGUUGUAGUGUAUUUAAAAUAGUCGGGGGAGAAUCAGAUUCCGUUAGACCCUGUUUGGUUUAUUUAUAGUUGUAAAUCACAUACAAUUUAUCGCACGCACCCUGUAUCUAUAAUAAUUAUUUUUCAUUGAUUUACAAAUGGUAAAACGGUGGUUUUCUAGUAGAAAUUAAUCUGAGAUUACGUUAAAAUCGUAUUAUAAUUUAGUUCCUCGGAGAUUGCCAGUAGGUUUAUAAGGAAUAUUUUAUUGAAAGAAAAAAAUUUGUUUGUAAGUUAAAAUGAAAUUUUUUUUUCAAUUGCUAGGGUCGAAUAACAAAUAUAGUGCGCACUAUGAGAUAUUAUGUGAUUACCUUCUGGAAGACUUGAAUUUGUUUUGGAUACACUUAUCCCGUUGACUGCGCCAAUUUUACAUUUUUUUUUUUUUUUCAAAAAAAUAGCAUUCAAAUAUAUAUUUUUCUUAUUAAAAUUGCAAAUCGAAAUUUACUUAAUUGAAUGUUUUAUUGGUAAAUAUUUUGAUAAAACUGGUUUUUAUUCAUAAUUUUCUUUUGGUAGCCUCAAUUUUUUCAACGAUAUACUUAUCCCACUGACUGCGCCAAUUUUAUUGUUUUUUCUCUAAAAUCGUAUUGAAAUAAAUAAUUGUAGCCUUAAAUUUAUUUUCGAUUAACUUAUCCCACUGACUGCGCCAGUUUUAAUGUUUUUUUUUCACUAAAAUUAUAUUGAUCUAAACAUUUUUUAGUUAAAAUGUCGUAAAAGUUGAUUAAAAAUUAUUUUCUAAAAUAUUAAGUUUCCAAAAACUUAAUGCUUUUAAAAAAAAUUACUUAAUUGACUUUUUUAUUUGAAAAUCCUGGUAGAAACUUUUUAUAAAACAGGUUUUUAAUCAUAAUUUUCUUUUGGUUGCCUCAAUUUUUUCAACGAUAUACUUAUCCCACUGACUGCGCCAAUUUUAUUGUUUUUUCUCUAAAAUCGUAUUGAAAUAAAUAAUUUUUUCGUUAAAAUGUCGAAAAAAACUAAUGUUUUUAAGGAAAGGUAACUUAAUUGACUGUUUUAUUUGAAAUCCAACUCAAUUAUAUGUUUUUUUUUCAAAUACUUACUAGUAACUCUUCAAUAAACAAUUUUUUGAUUCAUUCACAAUGAAAAUUUGAUGAAAGACCAAAUUUAUCCUAUUGACUGCGCCAGUUGGUGAAUUGUAAAUAGAUAAACGGUUGCAACUGCACUAUAUUAAUUAAUUAUUUCAUAAUCAGAAUCUCGUUGAACAACUAAUUAAAAAAAAGUUUAUUUUCAAGUUUGUACUAUAUUGUUGUGGAUAAAAAAAUUAAAUUUGAUUCUCCCCGUAGAUGUAAUGAUCGAUAUCGCGAACUGCUUUAAUAUUUUAAUAGGUAAUUUUAUCAAUAUUUAGAUGGUAAGUGAAAUAAUUGUACUGAUAUAAAUGUAUAUUUUUUUUCUUCCAUUUUUACUGUUAUUUGUAAUAAAAAGUUUUUUUUUAUUUAUAAUCUGUGAUUUUGAAAAUUUGUGAGGACCAAUAUGUCUACUGUUGCUUCUUUUAAUGUAGCUUACUGCUUAUGUUUGAUCCAAUUAUACACAUUAUACACUA